Messenger RNA from Aegilops tauschii subsp. strangulata, 696 nucleotides. Lineage: Eukaryota; Viridiplantae; Streptophyta; Magnoliopsida; Poales; Poaceae. The record is from RefSeq and is a predicted model, not a curated record.
AUGGCUCCAACGGCUCUGAGGCGUCCAGGCGACGCAGGAGGCGUGGAGGCUGGCGGGGCGGUUGGGGCCGCGGGUCGCGGUGAGGCGGAGGCUUGGACGGAGGUGCGGGCGUCGGGGCGUCAGGCGCCCUCCUCCCCCGUCGCCGGCUUCAAGUGCGGCGGCGACGGCGGUUCUGGGAUGGGGCGGGAGCCGCUUCUGGGCGCUUUCGGAGGGGGCUCGCUCAGAGCGGGGCGGCGCCGGGCGUUCGCGCCUGGUGGCCGCGGUGCUCGUCAGCCAAGGAGGCCGGGGAGGGCAUCGCUGCGGUCCGUGGCGGAGCAGCCGCGGCCGUUGGCAGGUCGGGAGGUCCGGCGUGCCGAGACGGAGGUGGUGGCGGCGGCCCCCUUCCGGAAGGUCCCGGGGCCCGCGCCGGCGCCGGUGGCGGGGGCGGCGGCGCCGGCAGAGGUGCAGGAGGUGGCGGCAGUGUCGCCCGAUCCCUGGCCUAGGGUUGGCGCAGACGGCCAGAUUGGGCUGAUGGGCCUGGUUGCAGCCGCGGGCCACUCGGGCCUCGCAGCCCAGUUGACGCCCAUUGCGGAGGGAGGGGCGCCCGUGACAGGGGCUAUUUCGGUGCAGCCCAGGCCAGUUCCCCGGCCCGGAGCCCAGGCCCGCGAGGGGAGCGCCCAUCACAUAAGUGGAUGUGGAUCCGCCGAGGCGCCCUAG